Acomys russatus (golden spiny mouse) is the source of this 948-nucleotide messenger RNA. Its product is annotated as olfactory receptor 50-like. Gene Ontology annotation, cellular component: membrane. Lineage: Eukaryota; Metazoa; Chordata; Mammalia; Rodentia; Muridae. Gene Ontology annotation, biological process: G protein-coupled receptor signaling pathway. Gene Ontology annotation, molecular function: G protein-coupled receptor activity; olfactory receptor activity. The record is from RefSeq and is a predicted model, not a curated record.
AUGAGCUGUAUAAGAAGGAACAAUGAGAGCAGCACAUCUGAGUUCAUCCUCCUGGGGCUCCCCAUCCAGCCAGAUGACCAAGCCAUGUACUCUGCCCUGUUCCUGUCCAUGUACCUGACCACGGUGCUGGGGAACCUGCUCAUCAUCCUGCUCAUCAGGAUGGACUCUCACCUCCACACCCCCAUGUACUUCUUCCUCAGCCACUUGGCCUUCACGGACAUCUCCUUCUCAUCAGUCACAGCUCCAAAGAUGCUCAUGAACAUGCUGACGCACAGCCAGUCCAUCUCAUAUGCUGGGUGUGUUUCCCAGGUGUACUUUUUUCUAUAUUUUGCAGAUCUUGACAGCUUCCUUCUGACCUCCAUGGCCUAUGACAGGUAUGUGGCCAUCUGCCACCCUCUGAACUACACCUCCAUUAUGAGCCAGAGCCUCUGUGUCCUGCUAGUAGUUGUGUCCUGGGCCUUGUCCUUUGCCAGUGCCCUUGUGCACACCCUCUUGCUUACCCAACUCUCUUUCUGUGGGGACAAUACUCUGCCCCACUUCUUCUGUGACCUCUCUGCCCUGCUUAAGCUGUCUAGCUCAGACACCUCCAUCAAUGAGCUGGUUAUCUUCACAGUGGGAGUGGUGAUCAUAACUGUGCCAUUGAUAUGCAUUCUGGUUUCUUAUGGCUACAUUGGGGCCACCAUCCUGAGAACUCCCUCCAUCAAGGGUAUCUUCAAAGCCUUGUCCACAUGUGGCUCUCACCUCUCUGUGGUUUCUCUGUACUAUGGAUCCAUUAUUGGACUAUACGCUUUCCCUUCUCCUAACAACAGUAAUAGCAAGGAUGUCAUCGUGGCUGUGAUGUACACUGUGGUCACACCCAUGCUGAAUCCCUUUAUCUAUAGUCUAAGGAAUCGAGAUAUGAAAGGAGCUCUGAGAAAUAUUCUCAGCAAGAGAACAUGUUCACAGUGA